GAAGCGGGCCCUACUACGUAUAAGAGAAUAAUUAACCACCCUCUCUACCUUCCAUCACCUCUUUUGGCCUCUGCGUUCUUUACUCUCUCACUAUCACUAAAGACAAACCAAACCCCAAAAAAAAAAGAGAGUGAAGAAGAUCGAUCGACCAUCACCAGCAGAAUCUUAGCUGGAUUCAUCACUCUCCAAAAGUUUUCUCAUCUUUGCUCGAGAAAAUCCAGAAGAAGAACAUUUCAUUACAGAAAGGAAGAAAGAGAGAGAGAGUCCCUACAGUCUCAGAUCUUGUUGAUUGAAAAGAGAAGGAAGAAGAAGAACAACACAAUGCUCUUCUUCUUAUUCUUCAACUUUCUCUUCUUAUCUUCAUCCUCCGAUCUCGUUUUCGCAGACCGUCGAGUCCUCCACGAACCAUUCUUCCCCGUAGAUUCUCCACCACCGUCACCUCCUCAAACGCCGCCGCUUCCUAAGCUUCCUUUCUCUUCUACCGCUCCUCCAGACGCCCCUGCACCUCCUUUUUUCCCUUUGUACCCUUCAUCUCCUCCGCCUCCUUCUCCGGCGUCUUUCGCAUCUUUCCCGGCGAAUAUCUCCUCUCUCAUCGUCCCUCACGCCACUAAAUCGCCACAAAACUCCCGAAAACUCCUAAUCGUCGCCAUCUCCGCCGUGACCUCCGCCUUUUUAGUCGCCGCGCUUAUUGCGUUGCUCUACUGGCGAAGAAGAAGGAAUCAGGAUCGUAACAUACCCGAUGAUAGCAAGACGUGGACAACCGACAGUAGCCGGCGAGUUUAUCCUCCUCCGCCGGCUGCUCCUCCGGUACGGCGCAAUGCUGAGGGUAGAAAUAGUAAGCAGAGGAUGACGACGAGCUCCACCAACACUAGCUCAGAGUUUCUUUACUUGGGAACGAUGGUGAAUCAGAGAGGAGUUGAGGAUCAAUCCGCGAGUAAUCUGAGCAAUAAUGGUUCGAGCUCAAGAAAACUGGAAUCUCCAGAUCUUCAGCCUCUUCCUCCUCUCAUGAAACGGAGUUUCCGGCUAAAUCCAGAGGUUGGUUCAAUAGGAGAGGAGGAAGCAGAAGAGUUUUACUCUCCCAGAGGUUCAGCAAGUGGGCGCGAGACGUUAAGCCGGGUCGGAUCCGAGUCCCGGAGAGUUUUCGCGGCGGUUCCGAUUCAAAACCCUAGAUCUGUGAACAAUGACACUAUCUCCUGCUCGUCAUCAAGCUCAGGUUCACCAGGAAGGUCGACCUUCAUCAGCAUUUCUCCAUCAAUGAGUCCAAAGAGAUCCGAACCCAAGUUCACGGCAACCUCCGCAGCAGACCCACCGUUGAAGACUUCACCGGGAAGCUCUGAAUCAUCCCCGUCAAAGAUCCCGGAGUUAACAGAUUUUCGAUUUGUGAGGUCUCCGUCACUGUCCUUAGCUUCUUUAUCUCCGGGACUCUGCCCGGUGAAAAACGCCGAUGGUGGAUUAGGCCAAAUCUCGAGAUCUCCAACGGUUAGAUCUCUCACAACUUCACCAGAUAGAUCAUUAGAUAACAAAAAAGAAACUCUCGAGGACUCUCCACGAAGUUUACGAUCAACGAGGGUAUCAUCUGCUUCAACUUCUCCAGAACGACGACCAAAUGAUACACCAGAAGCUUACUUGCGAUCACCUUCCCAUUCUUCUGCUUCUACAUCACCAUACCGAUGCUUCCCGAAGUCUCCGGAGGUAUUACCGGCGUUCAUGAGCAAUCUCCGGCAAGGAUUGCAAUCUCAAUUACUUUCUUCUCCGGGACAAGGUUUCCUUAAAGAGCUAGACGCAUUGCGUUCUCGUUCGCCGUCGUCUCCUUCAUCAUCUGUUUGCUCUUCACCGGAUAAAGCUUCUCACAAGUCACCGGUCACAUCUCUACGGAAUUCUCAGUCUGCCUCGUCAUCGUCUCUGUCAUCUUCUCCAGACAGAGAUUUUAGCCAUAGCUUAGAUGUAUCCCCACGGAUAUCCAACAUCUCAUCUCAAAUUCUCCAGCCUCCUCCGUCUGCUAUAACCGAAGCUUCGCCAGUGCCACCACCGCCUCCACCACCUCCUCCACCAUUUCCGUCAUGGUCACGACGGAAUCAGGCGACUCCCAAGCCCUCUCGACCUCCUUCUCUCACGCCGCCUUCACAUCCUUUCGUGAUCCCAUCAGAAAACCAGCCAGUGACUUCUCCAAAGGAGACUUUCUCUGCCAAUGAUCCAGCAGAGGAAACUCCGAAACCGAAGCUAAAGGCUUUACAUUGGGAUAAAGUCAGAGCAAGUUCCGAUCGUGAGAUGGUCUGGGAUCAUCUUCGAUCAAGCUCUUUCAAAUUAGAUGAGGAGAUGAUUGAAACGUUGUUUGUGGCAAAGUCAUUAGACUCUAAACCAAAUCAGAGUCAUACAACUCCAAGAUGUGUUCUCCCAAGCCCAAACCAAGAAAACAGAGUCUUGGACCCUAAGAAGGCACAGAACAUUGCGAUCUUGCUUCGCGCCCUUAACGUCACUAUAGAAGAAGUCUGUGAAGCUCUUCUUGAAGGUAACGCUGAUACACUUGGGACUGAACUUCUUGAGAGCUUACUGAAAAUGGCGCCGACAAAAGAGGAAGAGCGAAAGUUAAAAGCUUACAAAGACGAUUCACCCGUUAAGCUUGGACAUGCUGAAAAAUUCCUAAAGGCAAUGUUAGACAUCCCUUUCGCCUUCAAAAGAGUUGACGCGAUGCUCUAUGUAGCUAACUUUGAGUCCGAGGUUGAAUACUUGAAGAAAUCUUUUGAGACUCUUGAGGCUGCUUGUGAGGAGCUGAGAAACAGCAGAAUGUUCUUGAAGCUUCUUGAAGCGGUUCUUAAGACCGGAAACCGAAUGAACGUUGGGACAAACCGAGGCGAUGCGCAUGCGUUUAAGCUCGACACGCUUCUCAAGCUCGUCGAUGUCAAAGGCGCAGAUGGGAAAACGACUCUCUUGCAUUUCGUUGUGCAAGAGAUAAUCCGAGCGGAAGGCACGCGUCUCUCGGGUAGCAAUACGCAGACAGACGAUAUCAAAUGCAGGAAACUCGGACUCCAAGUUGUAUCAAGCCUAUGUUCAGAGCUUAGUAACGUUAAGAAAGCUGCUGUGAUGGACUCAGAAGUGUUAAGCAGCUACGUCACAAAGCUUUCACAAGGCAUAGCCAAGAUCAACGAAGCUAUCAAAAUCCAAUCGACGACACCAGAAGACAACCAGAGAUUUUCGGAGUCGAUGAACACGUUUCUGAAACGAGCUGAGGAAGAUAUCAUCAGAGUACAGGCUCAAGAGAGUGUAGCGUUGUCUCUUGUGAAAGAGAUCACUGAGUAUUUCCAUGGGAACUCGGCUAAAGAAGAAGCUCACCCGUUUAGGAUAUUCUUGGUGGUUCGAGACUUUCUUGGAGUUGUAGACAGAGUCUGCAAAGAAGUUGGGAUGAUUAACGAGAGAACAAUGGUUAGUUCUGCUCAUAAGUUUCCUGUUCCGGUGAAUCCAAUGCUGCCACAGCCUUUACCUGGACUAUGUGGAAGAAAGCAAUCUUCUUCUUCUUCAUCUUCACCAUCAGACGACGAUCAAAACUCAUCUUCAUUAGUUUCUUAAGGUGAGAUCAUCAGCUUUUGUAUGUGCAAGUUGUAAAAAGUAUCUUGUUUGUUUUGUCAUAAUAGAUCUAAUAUAUAUAGGGACUAGGGAGAGAAGGGAAACAGAGACACAUAAGUAUUUAUUUUUAUUACAUUUGUGUAAAAUAAUAUACGUUACAUUUCUAUUUCUUGAUUUAUUCGUCUUAAAUUUUAAGAAUAAAUCAUCGAAUUCAUUGCCGUUACAAAAGAAUUAUCA
Molecule: messenger RNA, 3798 nt
Organism: Thlaspi arvense
Lineage: Eukaryota; Viridiplantae; Streptophyta; Magnoliopsida; Brassicales; Brassicaceae
Source: the annotation of a GenBank genome assembly